AUGCAGCUGUCUGUGCAGAGUGUGAUAAGCAUCAUUUUAUCUAUAAUCGGGAUACAUGGAAUCAUUAUAAACUCCGCCAUCCUCUCUGUGUACAUCAGACUCUGGAGAACGAGCAAUAGACUCGGAGCCAGUGACCCAAUCCUGCUCUCUAUGGCUCUCACCAAUCUCCUCCUGGUGUGUCAGUUGUUGGUGAGCUAUUACUUGUCUUAUCACACUGAAAUGAACAUAAGCACACUCUUGUUUUUGAGUUAUGUCCUUUACGUCCUGUACAAUAUGAGUUUGUGGAACACCGCCUGGCUCUCCAUCUGCAACUGUGUGAAACUCGUCACCGUUACCCACCGGAUCUUCCUCUGGGUGAAAAUGUGGUUUCCCUCUUCCAUCACCAAACUCCUCAUAGGAUCAGCAAUAUGGUCAGUUCUGGUGACAUUGCCCUUUAUAUGGACAGUACAGAUGAUGUUUCCACAGAAUACAAACAUUACCAAUGGGCCACUUGGUCUCCCAAUGAACAUGGAUGUCUCAUUUAUUGUAGUGAACGUGCUGCUCAGUUACACCAUUCCUUUUACCUUGACUGCCAUCUGUAUUGGGCUCAGUGUGACGUCUCUCCUGCACCAUGUCUGGAGGAUCAGGCAGAACGUGUCCCAGGACAGCUCAUCCCCUCAGCUCCAGGCUCUUGUUCGGGCGGCUGUGACAAUGAUUCUGCAUGUGCUGUUAGACCUGGUCUUCCUUAUUUUUGUCAUUUUCAUGUUCGUUGUGUUGUCCUAUAUCAGUCCUGUGAUAAUAACAUUAUCAUGGGUGUAUCUCUUCUCAUUCCCAUCUGUACAAUCUUUUAUACUAAUAUUUGGAAACCCCAAAUUAAAGAGAAGUCUCUUCAGAUGA
Pseudophryne corroboree (corroboree frog) is the source of this 876-nucleotide messenger RNA. Its product is annotated as taste receptor type 2 member 41-like. Lineage: Eukaryota; Metazoa; Chordata; Amphibia; Anura; Myobatrachidae. The coding region runs from base 1 to 876 and encodes 291 amino acids. Gene Ontology annotation, cellular component: membrane. Gene Ontology annotation, biological process: sensory perception of taste; G protein-coupled receptor signaling pathway. Gene Ontology annotation, molecular function: bitter taste receptor activity; G protein-coupled receptor activity. The record is from RefSeq and is a predicted model, not a curated record. The transcript has a single exon.